AUGGAUGAGCAGAGCAGCAGCAGCGACGUCGGCAGCAAAGCAAAGCAGCAGGAAUUGAAUGAGGAAGCAUUAAAGAAUUUCACAACAUCAGCAACAUCAUCAUGGACCAUUUUACCAGCUGAACGCAUUGAAAUCCUUGACAGCACCAGCGACGAAUCAUCCAUUGGCAUAAAAGCUCCCGGGGAGCAGGAGUCCAGCAGCGAGCCUGCAAACGAACGCUGCAAGCCCGUUGAAGAUCCCGAUCCCCAGGCGGAGGACUUCUCGGAUGGCAUCUCCAUAAUAAGCGAUUGUGAGAGCACAGGACGUCUGACACCAAAUCCCAUGUUUCGUGGUCUACUCAACGAAUUGAAUCUUGAUUUGAGCAGCGAGCUGCCGUCAACGCCACGGAAUCAUCAGCAAUUGCGAACUCGACGACGCAACGCAGAAAUGGAGCAACUGGAGGAUGCCCCAGAUGGACAGGAGAAAGCAGCAUCUCUCACACGUCCCAACAGCGAGUUGAGUGAACAACCACCUUCCAUUGUGCGCUAUCGAUUGCCAGCUUUAGUCCAAAACGGUUUGACGGCCGUCUUCUAUGUGGGCGCCACUUUGGCCAUUUUGGCCUUCAUUGGACGCCUGAAGAAUCCCGAGUGGCAAGUGCUGGGCGGGAAUAAACCCAGUGCGGAGUUGGAGCAGAGAUUGGUUGAUUUGGAGCUGCAGAAUAAUUUAAUGCGUGCAGAAAUUGAUAUCAUGGCCAAGCAAUUGAACUAUCUCAGUGGUCAGGGUCAAUCGCACUCCCAAUCGCAAUCUCAGUCACAAGGACGCAAAGGGAAAACAUUUAAGGCCUGGCCAGGCAAUGGCAACUCUGUGGAUCCGGUGGAUAUAACGAAGCAGGAUUUGAAGCGACCCUAUAAGUGUCCCGAUGGCAAAUUUGUGGAAAUCGCUGGCAUGUGCAUGGAAAGCAAACCGCAUGCCGAAUCUCUUGCAGAUGAGAUUGGUAAUGUGGUCAACGAUGUGCUGCAGCAAUCUCAAACUUUUCAGAAUUUUGAAAAGGUCACCGAGCGGCUAGGCACACUUGCUGGUAAUGAUCAGCCGGAGCAGGCCAGCGAAACACCCAAAGCUUUCCAUGCACAUGCCGAGAUGGACAAGCGUCAAGGUCUCCCUCAAUACAAUCAGAGGUCAGAUUCCUCCAAGGAGCGUUACCAGACGAAAACCAAUUAUAACAAGUGUAAGGAGCAUCAUUCUAACGAGCACACUCGUUCCAAAUGUAACGAGUACGAUUCUAAGGAAUACUCCAAGGAGCGAACUCGUUCAAAAAACAACGAUAAUGAUUCUAAGGAACACUCCAAAGAGCGCAUUCGUUCUAAAAGCAAUGAGAACGAUUCCGACGAACACUCCAAAGAGCGCACUCGUUCCAAAAGUAACGAGUACGAUUCAAAGGAGCGUGAUUAUAAGAAAUAUGCUGACAAGUCCAAGGAGCGUUACGAGAAGAAGAACAAGCAGCAGCAUCGUGGACAUAACCAUGACAGCGGCAGCGGCGAGUGGCACGAACGAAUGAUGCAACAACGAGAACAUGCACGACAACGGCACGAACAGAAGCGCAACAACAAUUGGUACAUUGAACGAGGCGGCAGUCGAGAGCAGAAACGUUCCGGCGAGACGCGACGCUAA
Molecule: messenger RNA, 1647 nt
Organism: Drosophila innubila
Lineage: Eukaryota; Metazoa; Arthropoda; Insecta; Diptera; Drosophilidae
Exons: 2
Coding region: 1-1647 (548 amino acids)
Source: RefSeq, a predicted model, not a curated record